Diversispora eburnea is the source of this 504-nucleotide messenger RNA. Lineage: Eukaryota; Fungi; Glomeromycota; Glomeromycetes; Diversisporales; Diversisporaceae. The record is from the annotation of a GenBank genome assembly.
AUGAAAGAUGGUCUAUAUCCUUUUCAGACAAUUAACUUGGACAAACGACUCUUGAUCUAUUUUUCACUCGCUCGCUCUUCGCAAAUACAAGAAUGUAAUGGAUUGUAUAAAAAAGAUCUUAUAAAGGUGACAAAAAAUUCUGAACUUGAUAAAACUCGUCGGGAAAAGGCUGAAACGAUUCUUAACAAUUGGGAAAAUUGGACAAGCUUAAGAGAAAAUUCAAAGAUCACAAUGGUGGAACAAUUUGCAACCGGAAAUCCUCAGGUCAUUAACAACCACAUAAAACAUUGUCGAGAUGUGAGCAAUGGAAGAGAAGUUACGACACCAUCAAAAAAAAAUCAAAACUACUGUCGAAAGAUGAAUUCCAGAAUGACAAAUACAGAACGAAACGUAGACGAACCAUCGGAUUCAGUUGAGGGAGUUUCUCUUUAUAGUAGCAGGGAUAAUUCUUUUGGCAAUCACAACGAAGAACCAACUGAUGAUCAACUGAAGCAUCGCCAGUAA